Molecule: messenger RNA, 2460 nt
Organism: Salarias fasciatus (jewelled blenny)
Lineage: Eukaryota; Metazoa; Chordata; Actinopteri; Blenniiformes; Blenniidae
Product: STAM-binding protein-like A
Exons: 10
Coding region: 237-1526 (429 amino acids)
Biological process (GO): protein K63-linked deubiquitination
Cellular component (GO): cleavage furrow; endosome
Molecular function (GO): protein binding; metal-dependent deubiquitinase activity; K63-linked deubiquitinase activity
Source: RefSeq, a predicted model, not a curated record
UGACGCAAUGAGAGGACGUCGAUUGCGGAAGUGUUCAGUCGCAGCAGCAUCUCAGUGAAGCGGUCCUCUCCUGGGGCUUAUUUUGUCAUUCUGGGCGCGUUUUCCCCCCCGGCUGGAUGUAGCGGCCCCGGAGCGUCGCCGGUACGGCUCUUUCGGGACUGUGACUGUUGGAUUCCAGAGCGCUGGGCGUCGAACCCGCAGCCCGUUGCUCCGGUCUGCCCGGUCGCGCCGCCGCCAUGGCGGACCACGCCGACGUCAGCCUGCCGCCGGAGGAGCGGGUGCGCGCCCUGACCAAGAAGGGCAGCUCGGUGGAGGUGAACGACGACGUGCCGCCGCGCCGCUACUUCCGCUCCGGCAUGGAGAUGAUCCGCAUGGCGCUGGUCUACACCGAGGAGGGCAACAUCGAGCACGCCUUCGUCCUCUACAACAAGUACAUCACGCUCUUCAUAGAAAAACUGCCCAAACAUCGGGAUUACAAGACGGCGAAUAUCCCCGAGAAGAAGGACACACUGAAGAAACUGAAGGAUGUGGCGUUCCCUCAAGCCGAGAUCCUGAAGAAAGCCCUUCUGAAGCGGUUUGAACAGGAACACGCUCAGUACCUGGUGAAGAAGAAGCUGGAGGACGAGGCGCUGGCCCGGGAGCAGUCCCGGCAGCGGGCGCUGGACGCCGAGCGGGAGCGCGUGGCGGAGCUGCAGCGGCGGCAGCGCGAGCAGGAGCAGUUCAGCGCCUUCGAGGAGAUGAUCCGGCGCCAAGAGCUGGAGAAGGAGCGCCAGCGGGUGCUGCUGGAGUUCGCCACGCCUGCCGCCCCCGCCCCGGACGCGCCCCUCAUCCCGGGCAUCCAGGGCCCGCCGCCGGCGUCCCCCGGCACGCCGCAGAGCCCGGGGGACCCGGCCCGCCCCCCUCCGCCCAGCUUCGACCGCUCGCUGAAGCCCGGCUCGCUGGUCAGCCCCGGGAACAACGAAGGUGACCAGCGUGGAACCUGUGUCUCCGCAGCCGCCAUGGUGGACGCCCUGCGGCAGCUGGCCGUGCCGGCGCAGCUGUGCCGCAGCUUCCUGAGGCUGGCCGAGGCCAACACCAGCCGCGCCGUGGAGACCUGCGGCAUCCUGUGCGGCAAGCUGACCAGGAACGCCUUCACCGUGACUCACGUCAUCGUUCCGAAGCAGUGCGGCGGGCCGGACUACUGCGACACGGAGAACGAGGAGGAACUGUUCCUCAUCCAGGACCAGUACGACCUCAUCACGCUGGGCUGGAUCCACACCCACCCCACCCAGACGGCCUUCCUGUCCAGCGUGGAUCUCCACACGCACUGCUCCUACCAGAUCAUGCUGCCCGAAGCCAUCGCCAUCGUCUGCUCGCCCAAGUUCAAUGAGAUCGGAUACUUCCGGCUGACGGACCGGGGAACAGAGGAGAUCUCCACCUGUAAACAGAAAGGCUUCCAUCCUCACAGCAAAGACCCGCCUCUUUUUACACACGCCGGUCACGUGACCAUCACAGACGACUCCGUGUCGGUGAUGGACCUGCGGUGACUCCUCCUCCUCCUCCUCCUCCUCAUCACCAGAACACUCAGACUGUCUGAUCAGACUGUUUUUCCUCCGGUCGGUUGUUUCCAGAGACUCCAGUCGCUCCUCAACACAACAAGCUUUUCUUUUCCUCUUCAGAAUAAACCAGAGAAAGAGAAUCAGGUCUUGUUGCACUUCCUCCAGGAUGCCCCGCCCUCCGGCCUGUGGCCCCGCCCCCCGGCCCCCGGCCCCGCCCUCCAGCCUGUGGCCCCGCCCCCCGGCCCGUGGCCCCGCCCUCUGUGUGUUUGUUUGUCGACUGACAAAGUGCCAAGGAAGAGAAGCGCUCCCGGGUUCCUUAUGCAACACGGCGCUCUGCGUCACUCAGGUAGCUGUGCUCUCCGGGCGUCGGUUUGAAUCCCCGUGCCGUUGGGCUCCUGGAGCGGGGCAGCCGAGACCCGAGGUUCUGUUCCCGCCGCAGCGUUUCGGGUGAAGGGCUUCACGUUUCCACGGCGACGGCAGGAACACUGAAAAGGAUGCAGCGAACACACACACACACACGCGCACACACACACACACACACACACACACACACACACACACUGAAUGGAACAGGACGACAGCAGGACCAGAGUUUCAGGAAAGGUGUGGUUUCCAUGGAAACGGAGUGUUUUCAGGAAGGUUUCAGUGACUCUGAGUGUCGUCGGGUGAAGAACCUGCCAACAGGAGACCAAGCUUCAGUGAAACGAGACUGUGUGAACAGACGGAAUGUACCCUCUUCCUCUUCCUCCUCUUCCUCCUUCCUCCUCCUCUUCCUCUUCCUCCUCUUCCUCCUUCCUCCUCCUCUUCCUCCUUCCUCCUCUCACCUCGGUUUCUUCCUUCUCUUGUUAGAGCUGAUCGGCCGUAACCUUGAAGUAAAUGCCAAGAAAAAUAAACUUGUAGACGAAGCUGUGGCGGCGUCUUC